This is a messenger RNA of Anthostomella pinea, 192 nucleotides long. The record is from the annotation of a GenBank genome assembly. NCBI's taxonomy places the organism in Eukaryota, Fungi, Ascomycota, Sordariomycetes, Xylariales, Xylariaceae.
AUGGCUGGUAUGGGUUCAGUGGCGCCGCUGCCUAUGUUCCCGGCUAUGGGCAUGAUGGCCCUGUACCAAGAGAUGAUGGGUAAGAUGCUGUCCAACAGUAACUCCAACAACCGCGAGGACAUAGCUGAACAGAUGGUGACGGAGGAAGGAGAGCCACGCGAGAAGGGCAAGGUUAGAAAGACGACGAGAUGA